AUGAUCUCGAGGUUGCUUGCAGAGGCCCCUGCUGUAAGCGCCGCUCUCCGUUCCAGGACACUCCUCAACCAACCCAGCCGCUCACAGCCCGCUCGUCUCCUCUCAACGGCUACUAUCCUCAGAAUUCACCCUGGAACCAACACUGCCACCAACACAACAGCAGCUCAGACAACCGUUGCUGCUGCUGCAGGAGUCGCCAGGCGUGACCCCUUGGCCUGGACCUCUCGUUCUGCAGGAGUCCAGCAACGCUUCUACAACAGCAGCUCCGUCAACAGCAUAGGUCGCUUGCGCUUAUUCUCUGCCACCACCGGAUCCCGCCUCGCCUCCAGGGCAUUUUCUUCAACCGCAUACCCUUCUUCGGGUCGUCACACUGUCCCCGGUCGCCCCUUUGCACUCCCUCGUCGUCACUCUGCGCUCCAGUUUUACAGGACACGACAUGGAAACCUUAUUGCCAGACGUGGAAUUGCUGCCACGGCUGCCCCCCGGUUCAUAAUGCAUGCCCUCCGUUUGCCCAUGGGUGCCCUCACCGCUGGACUUGCUAGUCUUUCCUACGCUCAGUACAAAGUCACAGAACUCUCAAACAGAGGAAGUGACUGGGCCAUGGGGCUGGCAGAGGAUGUGAAAGGACUUGUAACGUCGGUCAAGUCCACCAUGAACCAAGUCCACGUCCCAGAGUUGGCCCUUCCUGACUUUUUGGUUCCUCUUUUCCGUGGCGUGACUUUGGACGACAAGGAACAGAUCGUGAGCAGUGAAGCCACUUACUUGGACGCUCAAGAAGGACCCCGCUUCAUCCGCAAGUCAUCGACAACAGGAGGCAACAACAACAACGGAAACAACGACAACAACGAGGACCCUCAGCAUAACCGUGAGGCGGCGGCGGCGGCAGCGGCAGUAGCAGCGGCAGCCUUGGCUAAAUCAAAGUCCGACGAACAGGAUAGUCCACGCCCCUCAGGAAUCCCACCUCACGACGGUGACUUCAUGCUGCUGACCAAGAAGCUGAUCGAAGUCAGGAAUGUUCUCAACUCGAUCGACCACAACGAUACCCUCAAGCUGCCUAGCAUUGUCGUCAUUGGAAGUCAGAGCUCUGGAAAGAGUUCAGUUUUGGAGGCCAUUGUCGGACACGAAUUCUUGCCCAAGGGCUCCAACAUGGUGACUCGGCGACCCAUUGAGCUCACCCUGAUUCAUACGCCCCACACUAAGGAAGAGUACGGAGAGUUCCCCUCUCUAGGCUUGGGCAAGGUGCACGACUUUAAACGCAUUCAGGAGACUCUCAGGGAUCUCAACAUGGCUGUUCCCGAGUCAGAAUGUGUUUCUGCCAAACCCAUUGAACUUCGCAUCUACUCCCCCAACGUUCCGGAUCUGACCAUGAUCGACUUGCCUGGAUACAUUCAAAUUACAUCCAAGAACCAACCCAUUUCCCUCAAGGAGAAGAUUUCAGAGCUGUGCGAGAAGUAUAUUCAGGAGCCCAACAUUAUCUUGGCUGUGUGCGCCGCGGAUGUCGAUCUAGCCAACUCGGAGGCUCUCAGGAGCAGUCGAAAGGUCGAUCCAUUGGGAUUGCGGACGAUCGGUGUUAUCACCAAGAUGGAUCUGGUCGAGCCUGAGCGUGGAGUUGCAAUUCUGAGAAAUCAGGACUACCCUCUGCAUCUCGGAUAUAUCGGAGUCGUCUGCAGGGCACCUGGAGGAUCCAGCAAGGAGAACAUUACGCAGGCUGUCAUCAAGACCGAGGACGCGCAUUUCCGGAGCUCGUACCAGUACAGUCAGCGAGGCGUCUUUGUCGGCACAGGAACUCUUCGUCGCAAGCUGAUGGAUAUCCUGGAAGAGAACAUGGGCUCCAACUUGGGAUCGAUCAUCAAGGCGGUCCAGAAGGAGUUGGAUGAGACGCGAUACCAGUUCAAGGUCGAGUACAACGAUCAAAAGAUGAGCGCCGAGUCAUAUGUGGCCGAGUCUGUGGACAAGCUGAAACAUCGGUUCAAGGACUUUUCAAGGGCGUUUGGCAAGCCUCAGGUCAGGCUGGAGAUCCGACAUAUGCUGGAGCAGCGCAUGCUCGAUAUCUGUGCGCAGCGGUACUGGUCCGACCCCAGGAUCAACGAAUUGCCACAACUGGAUUCGGGCUCGACUGCUGAGGAGGAUCGAAUUUACUGGGAUUUACAGCUGGAGAUGGCCUCGUCCGCAUUGACAAAAUCCGGUGUGGGUCGUCAGACUACCCAGCGCGUUGUUGACAUUCUUUCCAGGACAAUGGAGCAGUUAGCUGAGGCAGAGCCCUUUAACCACCACCCCGACGCAGCCAACACCAUCAAGACGAUGACGCACGAGAUUCUCAGCUCUCGUAGCCAGGCCACUGCAGAUCAGGUCGAGAACACCAUCAAGCCCUUCAAGUACGAGGUCGAGUGCACGGACAGCGAGUGGACUGAAGGUGUCAAGCGCGCCAUUGCCCUUGUUCAGACCGAGCUGGAGAUGUGCGAGGACGCGUUGUCCAAGAUUAAGACGACGGUCGGAACCAAGAAGCUGCGCAAGGCCAUCAACUUUGUGAUCGAGUCGGAUCGCGAGGAGGCGAAGAGAGCACAGCGUCGUGAGGCCGUUGCCAAGUUGAGAGAGUCGAACCCUCGUCAGUAUUUGGAGGACCAAGCACGAGUCAGUCGGGACAACCAUUCCUCGGAAUCGACAGAAGCCCACGGCGAGCACAGCCAGGACGAUGAUACCCAAGCCCCGGAGGAAAACCGAUCAGUACCAGAGGACGAGGAUGAGCUCGAGGCGGCGAUGCGACCCCAUUUCAACCCCAAGCUGUUGGUGAAGGCACGAGAGGCGCUUUCGUUGCGGGACCGGGCAUUGAUCCUGAAGUAUCGGUUGUCAGCGCUCAAAUCCAAGACGUGCAAGAACUCAAAGAACAAGGCACAGUGUCCCGAGGCGUUCUUGGCAGUUGUGGCGGAGAAGUUAGCGUAUACGAGUGUGAUGUUUAUCCAGGUGGAGUUGAUGAACGAGUUUGUGUUCCAGUUGCCACGGAUGAUUGACAGUCGUCUGGGGGUUAAGACGGGUCAGGAGGCGAUGGAGAAGUUUGCGAGAGAGAACCCGCUUGUGGGUAAACACCUGGAACUGAUGGAGAAGCGGACGAAGCUUGAGGAGGUGUGGGAGAAGCUGAACUACCUUGUCCGGCGACAGGAAGAGGCCAAGGCGCGCAAGUGGUAA
Molecule: messenger RNA, 3183 nt
Organism: Linnemannia hyalina
Lineage: Eukaryota; Fungi; Mortierellomycota; Mortierellomycetes; Mortierellales; Mortierellaceae
Source: the annotation of a GenBank genome assembly